Tetranychus urticae (two-spotted spider mite) is the source of this 3715-nucleotide messenger RNA. Its product is annotated as serine/threonine-protein kinase D1. Gene Ontology annotation, biological process: phospholipase C-activating G protein-coupled receptor signaling pathway; protein phosphorylation; intracellular signal transduction. The record is from RefSeq and is a predicted model, not a curated record. Lineage: Eukaryota; Metazoa; Arthropoda; Arachnida; Trombidiformes; Tetranychidae. Gene Ontology annotation, molecular function: ATP binding; protein serine/threonine kinase activity. Gene Ontology annotation, cellular component: cytosol.
GCAUUAAAACAGCAUCUUCAACUGGAAGAUAGAUUAUUGACUAAUACCAUGUCUGAAUCUUCUGUCUUCAUGUCACCAUCACUCCAUCAACAACCUCCCCUUUUAAAUUAGUGCCUGACUGUUUUAUUCGCUUUCCCAUUAAAAUGAUCACUUCUUAAUGCUUAAUUGUUUGUUUCUUUUUUUUGUUUAUUAAAUUUUACUUUUUUUUAUUUGUAUUUUUUCCUUAUUAUUCCAUAGUUGUUUACCUGAACAUUCCAAGUCAACAUUCCUAUACUUGAAAUUAUAUUGUUCCAACUCUUCACCUUUCUUCCAAAACUAUUCAUUUGCAAGCAAAGCAACGUAUUCUAGUUAAUUUUUCCAGUUUUCGCAUUUAUUUUUAUUUAAAUUAUUUUUUUGGUGCAAAAGACGUAGUGACAACAACAGCAACAAAAUUACUACAUUACCAUCUUCAUCAUUUUCAUCUAUUUAUCACACCAUCAUUCUAUCGCAUUCAUUGAAACACAAUCAUUCAGCCAUGGAUUUGCCUCUGGUCAACAUUACUGGCGAUAUUACAUUUUCAUUGCAAUCUGGUCUGAUUCGGGAUGAAGUAAAUAUUAAUACAAGUAAACUUAAUCUCAAAAGUCUAAAGGAUCUUGCCUGUAAUUUUAUUGACAAAAAGUAUCCCGAACAUGGUCUCAACAAGCUAGACGAACGUCUCAUGCUGUUUAAGCAUGAAUAUAGCUCAACAAAUAUGCUUUUACCGAUAAACAUUGCUUCCGAGGUUACAAAUGGUUCCUUAAUAGAAGUUGUUGUAUCUUUAAAAGAUCCUUCCAAUAACGAUGAGCUCUCCAUACGGCCUCAUCAUCUUAAAAUGCACUCAUAUAUGUCGCCCACUUUUUGCGAUUUUUGCGCGAAAAUGCUAUUUGGUUUAGUUAAACAGGGACUCAAAUGUGAAGGUUGUGGUCUUAAUUAUCACAAAAAAUGUGCCUACAAGAUACCCAAUAACUGUAUCUACGGAAGCCGUCGUCGAUCCUCAGCCCAUCUUAUUCCCAAUUCACCAACAAAUGAAACGGUCCAGAGGACAGCAAGUAGUGGAGCAACCUUACCAGAGGCACCGUCUUUCCUUUCCUCCCCCAGCCAUGACCGUCGUGCUUCUGCGGGUAAUGAGAAAAGCUUUAGUUUGACCGUCAAGCCAAAUCGUCUCGAUAAAAGGAUUGCCGAAGGGAUGAGGAUACCUCACACUUUUGUUGUUCAUUCGUACGUCAGUCCAACCAUUUGCCAAUGGUGCAAGAAACUAUUGAAAGGGAUAAUCCGGCAAGGUUAUCAAUGUAAAGAUUGUAAAUUUAAUGCCCAUAAAAAGUGUAUGAAAGAUAUACCAUCAACCUGUACCGGUGAGAUUCCAUCCGAUUAUGGUGAAGGUGAGGAUAGCCUGGAAAAAGAUACUCUCAGUGAUUCAGAUAAUGAAACGGAAAGUCCAGAAAAACCUAGGAGUAUUGUUACAGACGAUGAUGACAAUGAAAGUGACAAUCAACCCAUAACUUCCACUGAAAGUAAUAACAUUCCUUUGAUGAGGAUUGUCCAGAGUGUCAAGCAUAAUAAAAGAAGAGGUUCAGAAGUAAUCAAGGAAGGUUGGAUGGUUCACUUUACAAGUAAAGAUUCAAUGAAAAAACGCCAUUUCUGGAGACUGGAUACAAAAGCAAUCACAAUGUAUCAAAAUGAAAAUUCAUCCAAUUAUUAUCGUGAAAUCAUUCUCUCUGAUAUUCUGUCCAUUUUUCCUUCCAAAAAUGGUGACUGUGGCUUUGAGAUGCGCACCACUCACCUUAAUUACUAUUGCGGUGAACCGGGUACCGCUACAGCCUGGGAAUUGGCCAUUAGACAAGCGUUGAUGCCAGUGGCGGAUAACAAGGCAAUCACAUCAAUCAAAGAAACUGAUGCAUUCAAUAGAGUUGGUUUACAUGCAGGUGAAAACCGUGUUCAAACGGACAACGACAUUUCCCUUCAAUAUCAAAUAUUUCCAGACGAAGUUCUUGGCUCGGGUCAAUUUGGUAUUGUCUAUGGAGGUGUUCAUCGGAUAACGCGUAGAGCGGUUGCCAUCAAAGUAAUUGAUAAAUCACGUUUUCCAACCAAGCAAGAGGCUCAAUUGAAAAAUGAGGUUUCAAUAUUGGAAAAUCUUCACCAUCCAGGAGUUGUAACGUUGGAAAAGAUGUUUGAAACCAAGGAUAGAAUCUAUGUUGUCAUGGAAAAAUUGAAGGGUGACAUGCUUGACAUGAUUUUACACACUGAAAAGAAGAGGCUAGAUGAGCGUGUAACUAAAUUCUUGAUUUACCAAAUUUUAAUAGCUCUUAAACAUCUUCACUCACAAAAUAUUGUUCAUUGUGACUUGAAACCUGAAAAUGUUUUGCUCUCGUCCGAUGCUGAUUAUCCUUUGGUUAAAUUGUGUGAUUUUGGUUUUGCUCGUAUUAUUGGUGAAAGAUGUUUCCGUCGAUCAGUUGUUGGAACACCGGCUUAUCUUGCCCCUGAAGUGAUCCGUAAUAAGCGUUAUAAUAGAUCAUUAGAUAUGUGGUCGGUUGGUGUCAUCGUAUAUGUUAGCCUCAGUGGAACCUUUCCCUUUAAUGAAGAAGAAGAUAUCAACGAUCAGAUUCAGAAUGCAGCUUUUAUGUAUCCUAAUGAUCCAUGGAAAGAGAUCUCAGCUGAAGCAAUUGACCUAAUCACCAAUUUGCUUCAAGUUAAAUCAAAGAAUCGUUACACUGUCGAUAAAUCUUUAUGUCAUCCUUGGUUAGAGGAUUAUCAAACUUGGUGUGAUUUACGAGACUUAGAGAAACGAAUGGGCCAACGUUGGUUAACUCAUGAAUCUGAUGACGCUCGAUGGGAAUCUUAUGGACGCCAGUCUAAUCUUUACAAUAAUUAUCGAGGCAAUUUCACGUCAUCUUCAUCUAAAGAGUUCAGGUCUCCUUUACCAGAAGAGUUAGGAAACAACGAAUCAAGCAGUGAUUAUGGUUAUAAAAGUGAUUCUUCCGAUACAAAACGCAAUGGUGCCAAUCCAGAUUUUAUUAAUGACUUAGACAAGUUACGAUAAACAAAAAAUAACUGCUCAAAGUCAGUUGAAAAAAAGGCAAUCAACAAAAAAAAACUAAUUAAAAUAAUAACGUGUGCUUAAUUGAGAUUCAACUGAAUAUACAAUGUGUUAUAAAACGGAUGCUUGUUGAUUUUAAAUGCACUCUUGCAGCCAAUCUUUCAUUCAUCGACAAUUUAACUUUACAAAGGUGCUGAACAAUUCAAAAUUGCAAACAAAAGUCUUGAUAGUGAUACGUUAAAAAAUUACCAGCCAAAAAUGACUUUUUCAAUUUGUUUCGUUUUUCGUAUUCAAGAAAUAAAAGCGUCUGUACCCUGAGAAUGUGAGCUUUGAAAAUGACUUCGCCUAUUUUUCCUAUCCAGACUUUUUAAUAUCUUGUAUUGUCAUCCAAAAAUUGAAUUAAAAACAAGAAACACUACACAACAAAUCAUGCUCUUAUCUCACAAACUCAACGGAAAUGGUAAAAUGGUUUAAUAUCUGUUUUGAUGAAUGGCAAGAUUAACGAAACGGUUGAAAAUUGACGUUCACACGCUAAAAAGGAUAAUCAACAACCUCUACAAUAUUGAGAGAAAGUUUAAACAUUAAGCAUUCGUUUUAUAACACACUGAAUAAAUGUGUAAACAAUUUAUAUUUAUAAAUGACUUGGGUUCUAUUCAACCUUAA